AUGCUGCACCGUAUACCGGCGUAUCGUGACCCUCUCUUGCAGGUCCUUAGCGAUGCGUUAAAGCGUGCGCUCGAUUUCUAUCGUCGUGAGAUGUCAGCUGGUAUGUCAGUUGAGUUUGAGUGCCGCCUCGGGACCUUUUCAGCAUCGAAGCACACCUACGCGCACCCGUUUCCAACCCAUACUCUCACUCCAGCCCUGUUAGAUGGACAAUCGACUACACCUUUCUUUUUCUUUGCUGGGGUAGCGCAACCAAGUUUCAUUGCGGCGCAUGAAACAUUGAAAACUAUAGGUGCCUCCAUGCCACCGCGCUCUUCAACGGUAUUGUCGGUACGAACGGUGGGAAAGGAUCGUCUAGAGUACGCCAUGAAUGAAGCAUGUAACAGUGGUCAUCUAUUGACGAUAGUAGAGAAGGAGCGAAUUUUUUCGCAUGAUGUGCGUUGCCCGGGGUGGGGUGCAGACUUUCGUGUGUCGGUCUCACGGGAGAAAACGAUUGAUAGGGAGACGUGGAACCAGGCAAAAUGGGAGUCGUUUACACCAAACAUCUCUCGACUGCGGCAGCGCAAGUCUGUUCGGAUCGAUCCGUUCCUCUCGGUGGACAUGGCAAUGGUUCGCUCCUUCACAGAUCACUCUCGCUUUGUGCGGCCGUGGUCGCCUGAGCUACAGGUGCCGUUUAUUAGUGCCCCGCACGUUUCUUUUGAUGUUGAGUUGGAAGUUAACAUGCCAGCGUUGCAUCGUGUAGUGAAGCAAACACGUCUGGUGGAGUCCACCUUGGGAAGGACGGCGCUGGAUCUCCUUACAGUGUUGCAGUUUCUGGCCGCGAAGAGGGAGUGA
Molecule: messenger RNA, 831 nt
Organism: Trypanosoma cruzi
Lineage: Eukaryota; Euglenozoa; Kinetoplastea; Trypanosomatida; Trypanosomatidae
Exons: 1
Coding region: 1-831 (276 amino acids)
Molecular function (GO): polynucleotide 5'-phosphatase activity
Source: RefSeq, a predicted model, not a curated record